Chinchilla lanigera (long-tailed chinchilla) is the source of this 1106-nucleotide messenger RNA. It is a transcript of the gene Gypc, whose product is annotated as glycophorin C (Gerbich blood group). The coding region runs from base 1 to 636 and encodes 211 amino acids. NCBI's taxonomy places the organism in Eukaryota, Metazoa, Chordata, Mammalia, Rodentia, Chinchillidae. Gene Ontology annotation, cellular component: cortical cytoskeleton; membrane. The transcript has 5 exons. The record is from RefSeq and is a predicted model, not a curated record.
AUGGAUACUGUGUCCAUUAGCUACACCCAUAGAGAGACUGAGCUUGUUCAGUCACCAGCUGCUGCAGCCCCCUCCCCACCCCAAGCAGCUGUAGUUGCAGUGAUCUCCUCAGGAGCCAGACAUGACAGCCUGAGCAGAAUCUUCUCCUUCUCCCUUCCUGUAGCUUCUAAACUUGAUUUUUCUAAAAACUGUAGGAAUGACCAUGUCCGCCAGGACCCAGAGGCCGCUUCUGGCCAGCCCGGCCCCAAGCCCCCACACAAUACUGGCAUUAAUGUGGAUGAUGUGAGGUGUGCAGAGAACGUGAGCUCAGGCCAAAGUUUUGUUUGUGCAGAGAGCCUUCCUGUCCCAUCAGGUUCCUCUGUUCUCUCUGCAGCAACCGCACCAGCACCUGACACAUGGACGCCCUUUCCCACAGCAACGGACAUCGCCAUCAUCGCAGCUGUGAUCACCGCUGUGGCCCUCGUCCUGCUUUGCCUUCUCCUCGUCAUGCUCCGAUACCUGUUCCGGCACAAGGGUACAUAUCACACCAACGAGGCCAAGGGCACAGAGUUUGCUGAGAGCGCUGACGUGGCCCUGCAGAGUGACCCUGCUCUCCAGGAUGCUGGUGACAACAGCAAAAAGGAGUACUUCAUCUGACGGAUGCCAGACCUCACCUCCCCAAAGGCCUCCUCUAAGUGCAGGAUAGAAAACACGCCUCUCACCAUCAGUGGCCCCACCAGGCAGACCUCAAGGGCACAGGCUCUUCCUGAGAUUUGCACCUGAGAACACGGGGUGCCUGCCUAGGGAGGGAAGAAGGAGGCCCAAGCUGCAAGACACCUCUCCAGGGAUGCAGUGGCCACCCGGGAGGCAAGGCUUUGUUCUUCCAGGAAGAGAGGAAGUCCAGACAUCCAAGUCUCGCAGAGCAUUGCAGGAUGUCGUCUCCUGGGUGUGAAUGGGGUGGGCAUGCGAGCAAGCCUGACAGUGACACACUGACUGAGGAUAGUGGCAUCAAAUGUCAGUCCUUGACAUUUGGGAGUAACAGCAGGUGCCUGCACUAAAAGGCACCUUUGUUUCCCAUUGAUCCCGCUCAAAAAAGAUUGGAAAUAAAUUUGAAGUGUAACCAAGCA